This is a messenger RNA of Penaeus vannamei (Pacific white shrimp), 1034 nucleotides long. The record is from RefSeq and is a predicted model, not a curated record. Lineage: Eukaryota; Metazoa; Arthropoda; Malacostraca; Decapoda; Penaeidae.
UGAUGGAUAGAGAGGGAUUUUGAAAGAAAUCCAUGAGCGGACGCAGAAAACUUGUACAAAGGAGCGACGCCGUGAGAUGAGUUUAAUGGAUGUGAUCGUCCGCCAAAGUUGAACAGUGGUGGGAUUUGCAGUUGAUGUAUGCAAGAUUGAAUAGUAUACAAGGUGGAGGGGGGCGAGGAUGGGGGCAGAUCAGCAGUUUUGCCUCCGAUGGAACAAUUUUCACACUAAUAUUACCUCAGCAUUCGAGUCCUUGAGAGAUGACGAGGACUUCGUCGACAUCACACUUGCCUGUGAAGGCAGGCAGAUAAAAGCACACAAAAUGGUCCUUAGUGCCUGUAGUCCAUACUUCAGAAGUUUGCUAAAAGGUAACCCCUGCCAGCAUCCCAUAGUGUUUCUUAAGGAUGUAACUUUCGCCAACUUGACUUCCAUCCUGGACUUCAUGUACCAUGGGGAAGUCAAUGUUUCACACAAUGAGUUGGCCACAUUUCUAAAGACAGCAGAGGCGCUUAAAGUCAGAGGACUGGCGGAAGAUGAAAAGAAGAGAGACAGUGAAAACUACAAUGAGUCCAGCUCGCCUCCCCCACCUAGAGACCCCCCUGACCCGGGCUCACCUCGGCCCGAGGAGGGCAGUAGUGCCCCCGACACACAACUCAGUGAUUCACCCCCACCCAAACGACAGAGACGGCGGUCAGGGGCCUCGGUACACUCUGCAGAAGACACAAAUGAAACGGUGCUAAGUGAAGCCAGGGACAGUAGUGUGAAAAAUGAGCCUCAGGACUUUAAUGAGGAAGAGGACAUGUUAAGUCAGAGUGUGGAGCAUGAAAAUAUAAAGACAGAUGUAGGAGAAGACAGUGAGGAGCGGAAUUUUGGUCCCUCCGAGUCUGUGACGAUCAGCAGGAGUCAGGCAGCUAUGCAGCAGUUACAAGAAUCGUUUGGGUCGUUCCUGCCGGGCAUGGGCCAGAGUCCGGGCUUCCUCCCUCAUGGUGCUACUGACAUGCCAAGACCUCCACCCUACCCUCUGGAGGGGGUUCAAG